GUCGCGUGCGGCGCCGGGGUCACGGCGAUCGUCGACGACGCGGGCGCGCUGCGGACCUUCGGCGCCAACGCCUUCGGCCAGUGCGGCGUCGGCGCCUUCGGCGAAGUCGUGUCGAAGCCCGCGGACGUCGUCUGGCACGACAUCGAGACGCCGCCGAAAGUGGUGGACGUCGCGCUGGGCUUCCGCCACGGCCUCGCGCUCGGCGGCGACGGCGGCGUCUACUCUUGGGGCAAGGACGACAACGGGCAGCUGGGCAUCGGCGGCCGCGACGCGUCGCCGGCGCUGCGGCGCGUCGACGUGCCGGACCGGUGCGUGGCCGUCGCGUGCGGCCUCGCGCACUCGGCCGCGCUCACGGACAAGGGCCAGCUCUACGUCUGGGGC
Molecule: messenger RNA, 381 nt
Organism: Aureococcus anophagefferens
Lineage: Eukaryota; Pelagophyceae; Pelagomonadales; Pelagomonadaceae
Exons: 1
Source: RefSeq, a predicted model, not a curated record